Molecule: messenger RNA, 2084 nt
Organism: Rubroshorea leprosula
Lineage: Eukaryota; Viridiplantae; Streptophyta; Magnoliopsida; Malvales; Dipterocarpaceae
Source: the annotation of a GenBank genome assembly
AGGUUGGGGGAGAGGUCGGCGACAGGAUCUUUGAUUCUAGCUCCCUUAAAUCAGCAGGACUCCAUUACCAGUAAGCUCGAUGUAUGUCUUCUUAUUCUUUAUCUUGGAUGUUUCCAUAUUUACCCUUCCAAAGAGGAAAAGAAAUUGAAAACCCAGAAUUGUAGUUUUUUUUUUAAUUGAGUGGGGAUGCCAAGUUUGAAACUUAUUGAUGGUCUUAUCAAAAUGAUCGAUGAUAAAACAAUAAUGGAUAUGGUUGCACACUUACCUUCUGAUCAUUAUGUACAUGUUUAUGUGGAGGUGAAGUCAAAUAAUUAUUGGGAUAGAAAUGAAGAGAACAAUGUUAACAAUAAAAAUAGUGACAAUAGUGAUAAUGAAGAUCCAGAUUAUGAAGAAUCUAGAUUUGAGGAGAGUGAUAAUGAAUUAGAGGAUUACGAAGACUUUUUUGAACAUGAGGUGGAUCUAGGGCUUGAUGGUGGUGCUACAAUUUUGAUUGGAGGUUAUCCUACUAGUAAUAUUCCAGAAAAUGAAGGACUUAAUAGUGAUAACUCACAUGAACUACAUAGCCUGUAUGAGUCUGACGAUGAUGGCACUUCUAAGAGAAGGUAUCCAGAGUUCAAUGAGAGUGUUGACAUGGAGAAACUAAAGUUGGUUGUAGGAAGGUUAUUCAAAGAUAGGGAAUUAUUGAAACAAGCUAUUAAACAAGAAGCAAGGAUGAAUAGGGUGGAAGUUAAGUUUGAAAAGAAUGAUAAGAAAAGGGUUAAGGCAAUUUGCAAGGAAGAGAAUUGUCCUUGGGAAAUGUGGGCAUCACUCGCUGAUUUUGCCAUUGAUCCUAAUGAUUGUAUGUACCCUUUGGCAUUUGCAAUAGUUGAAUCUAAGUUGAAAGAUUCAUGGAGUUGGUUUUUAGACCAAUUAAAUGAUGACUUUGAUAUUGUAAAUACACAUGGAUGGGGCUUUAUGUCAAACAAACAGAAGGGACUUGUACCAGCUCUUGAAAAGAAGUUUCCAAACUCAGAACAUAGGUUUUGUGUAAGGCAUCUCUACAACAAUUUCAAAACAAAUCACAAGGGUACAACUUUGAAGGAAAUUUUAUGGAAAGCUGCAAGGUCCACAUAUGAGCAGGAGUUCAAGCAAGCAAUGUUUGAAAUGAGAUGUCGGUCACCAAAUGUAGCUGAUUGGAGGACAUUUACUUGUAGAAAAUGGGACCUUAGUGGUAUCCCUUGUAUGCAUGCAGUGGCUGCCAUAUUAUAUAAUAAUGAAAAUGUUUAUGAUCAUGUUCCCCCCUGCUAUAAAGUCGAAACCUUCAUCAACCUCUACAGCAACUUCAUAACUCCCAUUAGAGGUGCUCCCCAGUGGGAAAAAGGUGAUAUGCCACCUGUACAACCACCAGUUAUAAGAAGAGCAGCUGGAAGGCCAAAGAAAGCAAGGAGAAAAGUUGUUGAUGAAAAGGAAAAGCAACCUGGAAAAAUGGGAAGGAAAGGGGUUAAAAUGAGAUGUACUUUAUGUGGCAACAUUGGCCAUAACAAGAGGAGUUGUAGACCUCAACCCAAGGACCAAAGGAAUCUCAAUGUUAAGAAGGCACCUGUCAUAAAUGAAACAUUAGUUCCUAACUUAAGUGAUCAGAACAAUUCUCAAAGUCAAGUGACCACUAGAUGGUUUGCCAAUGGGUCUAGUCAAAUAGUGUAUACGUCACCAAAUGCUACUCCUGUCAUUGUUAAUCAUUCACCAACUCAAGCUUAUGCAAUUUCAUUUGAAGCUGCUUCAAAUUUAUUUCAUUCUUAUGCUUCAUGCCAACCUUCAGCUGAUGCUUCAUCUCAAGCAAUGUCAACAAUAUCACAAUGGGCUGAAGUAUUGUCUGCAGAUGCUUUCUUGGCAUUUGAGGCUGCUGGAUUAGAUUAUAGCAAGGCUGUUACAGAAACGGGCUGGGAGUUCCAAGAGACAAUUCUUGCUCGUGGAGGUGGAAAAGCACCACUAGAGGUCUUUAUUGAAUUCCGAGGUCAUGAACCUUCACCAGAGGCACUGCUCAGGCACAACGGACUAUUACCAGUGACAGCCUCUGCAUGAUUAAAUAUAUGGUUUUAAAUUUU